ACACAAUUGAAUGGCUAGCUUGCAAUCUUCAUUGCACGGCUAAUUAGGCUAGAGUUUAAGAUAGAUGUGCCACCAAGUAUAAUGUGCUGUACGGCCAAAAAGAACGACAAGCAUGCAAAGCUACAAUCAACCACUGACUCCAUCUACUGUCAAUCAGAGGCCAAAUAGAAAUGCUUCGGCCCAAAGACCCCAUCCGUCGAAAGCGUGGAACACGGUCGCAGCCGGAGGACAGAGUUUCCCAGCAGCUAACGGAUCCUUCCAGCAGGUCAAGAAUGUGUGGGGUAAUGUGGACCCCUCGUCCUCCUCUCCAGUUGCGACCAUCAAGAAGAGACCGGAUGGACUGGGAGUGGGUGUGGUGGGAAGGAGGGGGGAGAAAGUGAUGAAAGAAAGCAGUGACUGGCAACAGGACAGUGGUUUGGCGGAGGAGGACACGCCCGAAUCCACACUCAUCGACAUAUCAAAGGCAUAUCAGGGAUGCUUGAACAAGUACAGCAACCUGUUCCCAGAGUCCUGUCGACAGGACGCUCUUGUUUCUUCCCUGGAUAAAAUCGGUUCCAGUUGUAGCAUAUACGUAACAGAAAUAUCCUCGCCCAACCUCUUUCUUGGAAUCGAGAACAACCAGGAAUUAAAACAGUCUUUUCAAAAGCUAAAGAAACAACUACAACUCAACUUUGAUAGUCAGAUACAACAGCAGAACUCGAACAAAUCAAUCAGACAAGCGAGAAUUACACAAAAUACAUUUGUAUGUGUGAACGAUCGUUCUGAAGGGGUUUCGCGAGGAUUUGUGGUGUCGAUAACCAACCAGAUUUGUGAUGUGUAUCUGAUUGACUGGGGAUACAUAAAUGCCUACCCUAUCCAAGAGGUGUGGGGACUGCCCUCUUAUGCAAUUGGAUUCUGCCGACCUCUUGCCAGGCUGUUCGAGAUCGCAGGAGCCCCGACGGAUCUGCCGUUUCCGGAUGGACUGAACUUGCCUGCCCUGUUCCACGUGAAGGUCAUGGCCCACAACUCCAAGUGUGUGUCCACUGUGGUCAAGGUCAAGUACAAGGGCAGAGAUCUGAUCGACUACUACUACGAACCGGGGUUACUCAAACAGGCAGAAGAAGCAGGCUCAGGACCCAUCAACCCCAAGAGUCCCCCCGGAGGCACUGUCAAAGCACCACCCGCUUGGGGUCCCAAAAAUACCAUCAACACAAACCCUUCUCAGGGGGGAGCAGCGGAUGCGGCCACUUAUGUUGUAGGAGCAGCAGGAGCUGUUCCUCCAGUGCCUAAUGUGACUGUGGCUGUGGGGGAUGAGUCCAAUAGUGGGACUAACAGUGUGGUUGAGGAGUGGCUUAUGAACACAGCCGACGAACAGUUCUCACAUUUCGAUGAAGGUCCUCCCAGCCCGACUGACGACGAAGCACUUGCCAACCUAAUGGAGGCCUUUGAACUUGGGGACAGUGUAUCUGCAGUUGUGCACCACCCUCCCCCCGUUUACUCCCAACAACCCCACCAAAUAAAGUCCUUCAACCAGCAGCUAACUGUUGUCCAAAAUAACCACCACCCGGCUGGUCAUCGCAACAAUCCUCAGGCAAAUUUCGCUACGCACGGGAACCACCCGAACAACAGUUACAGUCAGAAUAUCAACUCCAAUUACAGUUUCAACACUAACUAUAGCCAUCAUCAGAAUCAAGCCGCAGGUAGAAAUAAUUCUGCCAACCGGACUCCAGAUCAGUUGGACGGAGGAUCCCCCAGAAACAUGACCUCAAUAUCAUCAAAGCUCGACAUCAAAACAGGCUCCAACGUCAAGAUUCUAAUUUCAUACGUAGUGCUGCCGACCUUCUUCAAUUUCAUUCCGAUCAAUCAGACUACGAACAAGUUCAGAGAACAGCUGAAAACUUUAUUGAACUCGUUUAUAACAAGUGCCGGUAAAAAGGGCAUCGAUAGCGACCCAAACACAGGUCAGCCUGUGGUGUUCCCGGGUCAAUAUUUUGUGUCAAAAAUCAGAGGCGAAGUAAGGCGUGUCACAGUUAAACCAGGGCAUCAACUUUUGGAGAAAAAUAAGUUUGUAAAGAUACAAGACGUUGAUUACGGCGGAGAAAUAAUCGCGAGGUGUAACGAGGUAUUUAAAAUACCAGAGCAGAGUGCGGAAGCCAUAAAAAAUAUUCCAGUUUUGAGAUGUAACGGAUCCAUGAAUGGGCUCCAUCCGAACUCGACAACACGUCGGUGGAGUCCAGAACAGUGCCAGUCAUUUCGGCAACUAACAGAAAGUAACAUAAUGGAUGCGACAGUAGCUAGAGUGACAUUGUCGCCUCAGAUGUCAGUGCCUUAUUAUAACUUCGAUCUCUAUUACUCGCACGGUAACCAGUUCUCAAUUGCAGAUAUUAUGAGGGCCUUUGAGUACGCUUCUUGAUAGCCGCCUGUACACCCUUUGAAAACAACUGUAUGAUAGUCUGUACUUCGUAAAAACAAGAACAAUAACAGCAUUUCCGAGCAAAUUGUAAACUAAAAUGCUGUGCAAAAUUCGUCGAAGAAGCCAUUACGAACCUUAAAUGAACUAUAAUCCAGGUAUGUUAAUCGUAUAAAGUGAACGAAGUGAGUUCAAUCUAUCCUCUGUGUAACUUCUAUCUCAAUCUAUAUGUUAACUGUGUCCAAAUGAACUUCCUCGUACUAGUCACUGAACAGUAACUUCAACCACGUCAACCCAAUCCAGCGAAUCAAAGAAAAGUAUCAAGUUUGUACAUUUAAUAAAAAAUCAGUGUGAAUCACGUUAUGACUGUUGAGAAGAACUCCGACGACUUCAAAUGAAAAAAAGAACUAAACUAGAAACUUUGAUUCAAUUGUGACAUUAAAUGUGAAAGAAAAACAAACUAAAUAGCUCAGAAUACUAUUGUCAGAAUGAGUGUUUAAAAUUUCUCUAUAAUGAUGGCAUAGCAUACUGUUUUGUCUUGCGAAGAAACAAGGCAUUAAUGGAUCAUCUAGUUUAUGAAAAAUUUGUAAUUUUUUCAUGGUUUUUGUGUAGUGGUUACCUAAACAUAGUUCUCACUCAAACCGACCUCAAGUUGGAAAUAUUGCAAAUAACGGAAAUAUUCUAAAGUAUUUUUAUUGUUCUGUCAUCUUAUUCGUUUAACCAUGAAAUUUCAAAAUGGUAUUCGAACUUCAGAAGCAAAAUUAAAACGUAAUACAUAAUUGUAAAGUGAUGAUAAUGACAAUGAAUCGAUUGUUGAAAAUUAGAUUUUCUAUUUCAAACCUCA
This is a messenger RNA of Symsagittifera roscoffensis, 3233 nucleotides long. RefSeq lists its product as uncharacterized. The record is from RefSeq and is a predicted model, not a curated record. The coding region runs from base 113 to 2392 and encodes 759 amino acids. Lineage: Eukaryota; Metazoa; Xenacoelomorpha; Acoela; Convolutidae. The transcript is spliced from 7 exons.